Fomitopsis serialis is the source of this 534-nucleotide messenger RNA. Its product is annotated as Ctr copper transporter. The record is from RefSeq and is a predicted model, not a curated record. The transcript has 3 exons. NCBI's taxonomy places the organism in Eukaryota, Fungi, Basidiomycota, Agaricomycetes, Polyporales, Fomitopsidaceae. Gene Ontology annotation, biological process: copper ion transmembrane transport. Gene Ontology annotation, molecular function: copper ion transmembrane transporter activity. Bases 1 to 534 code for a protein of 177 amino acids. Gene Ontology annotation, cellular component: membrane.
AUGGACAUGGACCCGAUGUGCAGCAUGAACAUGAUCUGGAACACGCAGAUCGAGGACACCUGCGUCGUGUUCAAGUGGUGGCACGUCCGGAGCACCGCGGGCUUCGUCGCGUCGUUCUUCGCCAUCGUCGCGCUGGGCGUGCUGUACGAGUGGCUCCGCGUCGCCGCGCGCGAUGCGGACAGGCUGAUCGCGAAGAGGCUCGUCGCGGAGGGGAAGGGCAAGGCGCGGAUCCGGAGCGGCCGGGCGACGCCGGAGAGCGACUCUGAGGCGGCGGGGCUGUUGGGCGGCGAGCGUGCGGCGCGGAAGGUCGGGACCCCGCUCCCGUUCUUGCCUCGCGUAACCCGGGCGGUGCUGUAUGGCGUACAGGUCUUCUUGUCCUUCUUCCUCAUGCUGGUCUUCAUGACCUACAACGCCUAUCUCAUCCUCGCAGUCAUUGCAGGCGCCGCCAUCGGUCACUUCGUCUUCAGUUCGCACUUCGACAUCAAUGCUGCCCUCGCUGGCCCCGUCGACUCCAAGGGGAUGUCGUGCCAUUAG